This is a messenger RNA of Pararge aegeria (speckled wood butterfly), 545 nucleotides long. RefSeq names its product keratin-associated protein 19-2-like. The record is from RefSeq and is a predicted model, not a curated record. The transcript has 2 exons. The coding region runs from base 65 to 454 and encodes 129 amino acids. NCBI's taxonomy places the organism in Eukaryota, Metazoa, Arthropoda, Insecta, Lepidoptera, Nymphalidae.
UUACACAGGCCCGUAUAAAUAGGUUGGAACCCCCAAAGACUUAAACAUUAUUCCGUUCGCAACCAUGAACACUUUAAUGUACGUCGGCUUAAUCGCGUGCGUGUGCGUGGCGUACGUAACAGCACUACCGUUUCCAGCAGAACAGCAAGACAGUAAUGACAAUAAAUCAAAGACUGAGUUGGAGACUCUAGUUCCCGCUGAGACCCAUUGGGGACGUCGAGGAUGGGGCGGAGGACGAAGCUGGGGUGGCGGACAUGGCUGGGGAGGUAGAGGUCACGGGAGUGGUUACGGCUACGGAGGUGGUUACGGCUACGGAGGUGGCUAUGGAGGCGGCCACGGUGGAAGUUACGGACAUGGUUACGGAAGUGGUUACGGAGGGGGUUACGGAGGAGGUUACGGAGGCGGUUUCGGAAUUGGUUACGGAGGUGGAUACGGCGGUGCCUGGGGACGGUGAUUGAAGAUUCCUUCGAGAUCAACAAUAGUAUUUUUUAAUAAUUAAUUUCUGUGAUCAUUUAUAUCGUAAUAAAAUUCUAGUUUAAAUUACA